Ostreococcus lucimarinus CCE9901 is the source of this 837-nucleotide messenger RNA. RefSeq lists its product with no specific name. The coding region runs from base 1 to 837 and encodes 278 amino acids. The record is from RefSeq and is a predicted model, not a curated record. Lineage: Eukaryota; Viridiplantae; Chlorophyta; Mamiellophyceae; Mamiellales; Bathycoccaceae. The transcript has a single exon. Gene Ontology annotation, molecular function: delta(3,5)-delta(2,4)-dienoyl-CoA isomerase activity.
AUGCGACGCCCCACGUGCGCGGUCGACAUCGACGCCGAUGGCGUCGGCGUGCUUACGCUGUCGCGCCCGCACCGCGCGAACGCGCUGAACGAAGAAAUGUGGACCGACUUUGCCGAGUGUGUGAAGUUUGUGGGACAGUCGAACGCGCGAUGCGUCGUCGUGCGCGGCGAUGGUCGGCACUUCUGCGCCGGCAUCGACGUCGCGGAUGAGGCGACGUUGAAAUCGACCCUCGGCGACGUCGGCGACGUCGGCGCGGCAACGUGCGAGGGACGCCGGCGGGAGAGUUUGUUGAGGAAUAUUAAGAGGUUGCAAGACGCGUUCACGGCGCUCGAGCGGGACGUGGAGUGUCCGACGAUCGCGUGCGUGCGAGGGGCGUGCUACGGAGCGGGGGUAGAUAUGAUCACGGCGUGUGAUUUGAGGGUGUGCUGCGGGAAAUCGGCGCGGUUUUGCGUCAAGGAGGUGGAUUUGGGCAUCACCGCCGACGUCGGCACGCUUCAGCGCUUGCCGUCGAUUAUUGGCUUCGGUAGGGCGGUGGAACUGGCGAUGACCGCCAGGGAGAUGGACGCGAAAGAGGCGCUCGCGAUUGGAUUGGUGAGCGAGAUUUGUGACGACGUUGAAGCACGCGCGAUGGCUCUCGCGAAAAUGUUGGCGAAGAAGUCGCCUCUCGCGCUUAGAGGCACGAAACGAACACUCCUGCGGCAGCGCGACGACCCAAACGUCGCGCGCGGGCUCGACUACGUCGCAACGCACAACGCUGCCAUGCUGAUGAGCAACGAUUUAAACGAAAGUUUGCGCGCUAGAUUCGAGAAACGCGAACCGAUAUUCGCUAAGCUCUAG